GCACAGUGAACCCGCCGUCUGUAUUCCUCACACGGCGUCUCUCUGCGGCCAUGGUAACACUGUCCUCAACCCAGGACCUCUGAUUCAAACAAAACACAGCAAACAAGUGCUUUUCAUGCAGCUCUUAUUCAGCAUGAAUCUGGCAGAGAUAUGUGACAACGCCAAGAAGGGCCGGGAGUAUGCUUUGCUGGGGAACUACGACUCCUCCAUUGUGUACUACCAGGGCGUCAUUCAGCAGAUCCACAAGCACUGCCAGUCCCUCAGAGACCCUGCGCUCAAAGUCAAAUGGCAACAGGUUAGGCAGGAACUAACAGAGGAGUAUGAGCAAGUGAAAGGCAUCAUGGGAACGCUCGAGAGCUUUAAGUCGGAGAAGCCAGUUGACAUCCUUGCCCCUCAGUGCGAGGAGAGACCUGAGGAUCCAGCAGUUUGGCCCCCUCCCACCCCUGCAGAACACAGGAAUCCUAUUGCAGUGAAGCGCCCCAACAGUGCCGUGAAGCAGCAGAGGAAGGACUCCCCCGGUCUGCAGCAUCGAGGGGCAGGGCCAGGAGGCCGCGGUCAGGCCAACCCUAAACCAGACCGGCCAGGAUUCAGAGACGCCCGAGGCACAAAGGCCAAAGACGAUAAGGGAAAGAAAGGAGCUGGGGACACACCGGGGGACGUAGAGCAGAAGAAGUUUGAUGGCACAGGACACGACAGCGACCUGGUGGACUCACUGGAGAGAGACAUUGUGUCCCGUAACCCUAACGUACACUGGGAUGACAUUGCUGAUCUGGAAGAUGCUAAGAAACUGCUGAGAGAAGCAGUGGUUUUGCCCAUGUGGAUGCCUGACUUUUUUAAGGGCAUUCGUCGCCCCUGGAAGGGUGUGUUAAUGGUUGGCCCUCCUGGGACAGGAAAGACCAUGUUGGCCAAAGCUGUGGCCACAGAAUGCGGGACUACUUUCUUCAACGUGUCCUCCUCCACCCUCACCUCCAAAUACAGGGGCGAGUCAGAAAAACUUGUUCGCCUGUUGUUCGAAAUGGCCCGCUUUUAUGCACCGACAACCAUCUUCAUAGACGAGAUCGACUCCAUCUGUGGCAGAAGAGGAACGUCUGAUGAGCAUGAAGCCAGCCGCAGGGUCAAAUCAGAACUUCUGGUUCAGAUGGAUGGCGUGGGCGGAGCUAUGGACAAUGACGAUCCCUCUAAGAUGGUGAUGGUCCUCGCUGCCACCAACUUCCCCUGGGACAUCGAUGAGGCGUUGCGCCGACGGCUGGAGAAGCGGAUCUACAUCGCCCUGCCCACAGCUGUGGGUCGUGUAGAGCUUCUGAAGAUCAACCUGAGGGAGGUGGAGCUGGCUGGUGACGUGAACCUGGACCUCAUCGCUGACAAGAUUGAGGGCUACUCUGGAGCAGACAUCACCAACGUUUGCAGAGAUGCGUCCAUGAUGGCGAUGCGGCGUCGAAUCCAAGGCCUUAGCCCCGAGGAGAUCCGAGCUUUGUCCAAAGACGAGCUGCAGAUGCCUGUGACAAUGGAGGACUUCACACUCACACUCAAGAAGAUCUCCAAGUCCGUCUCUGCUGCUGACCUGGAAAAAUACGAAGCCUGGAUGGCUGAGUUCGGGUCAGUUUAGAGAACAUUUAGACCCAGAGGGACCAGAACCUUGAAAGGAGGACCAGCAGCUUUGAAAAUGAUGAAAGCCUUGAAGAGUAGGUGACUGUGUGUGUGUGUGUGUGUCACAGAGCUGAGUGAACUCUAGUAUGUGAACCAGGGAGCACAUCGGGGAUCAGGAUUAUACCGGGGCUCAAGUUCACAUCAGAAGACUGGUGCCUUUUGAGAGAGCAUGAUGAGAACUUUCAGUGGCUUCACUCCUGCCCUUUCACAAUAUUCUCCCCUCGUUGUUGCUUCGACACAAUUGUCCGUGUAGAGACUAUCAAUCAUCCGGCUGCUGACUGACUUAAGAGACCUGAGGAAGACUGGGGUGAUUCUCUCUCACACAGGGAACUUUUAAUGUAAAAAGUAGCCGAAUUCACACAGGUAGACCAGGGAAUGCACAUUAGUUUUACUUGUAUAUUCGGCCUCUUGCAAGAACAUUUUAUAUAUGAUUAUCCUAAUGUUCUCUUACCUUUUUUGUGUUCCAAGUCAGAUUUGCCGAACUCUG
Morone saxatilis (striped sea-bass) is the source of this 2134-nucleotide messenger RNA. RefSeq names its product katanin p60 subunit A-like 1 (gene katnal1). The record is from RefSeq and is a predicted model, not a curated record. Gene Ontology annotation, biological process: microtubule severing. Gene Ontology annotation, molecular function: ATP binding; ATP hydrolysis activity; microtubule severing ATPase activity. The transcript has 11 exons. Gene Ontology annotation, cellular component: microtubule cytoskeleton. NCBI's taxonomy places the organism in Eukaryota, Metazoa, Chordata, Actinopteri, Moronidae. The coding region runs from base 116 to 1606 and encodes 496 amino acids.